GGCGGACGGGGCAACUCCCUAGGAGGCAGACGCUAGCAGACGGCGAGUGCUGGGAACCGGGCAGCGAACCGUCCCCGCGGGUCUCUGGAGGAGGUCAGCGGCACCAGCGUGCGCCAGCAGCUUUACGAAAAAGUUGAAAUCUGACCAAACUGAACAGCAAAACCAGCGACUCCCUGUACUGCACAUCAUGGCACUACCAUUCCGGAAGGACUUAGAAAAGUACAAGGACCUUGAUGAAGAUGAGCUCCUGGAGAAUCUGUCAGAAAUAGAACUGAAGCAACUGGAAACGGUGCUGGAUGAUCUUGACCCUGAGAAUGCCCUACUGCCUGCAGGAUUCCGGCAGAAGAACCAGACAUCAAAGUCUGCUACAGGGCCGUUUGAUAGAGAACACCUCCUUUCAUAUCUGGAGAAGGAAGCAUUGGAGCAUAAGGACAGGGAAGACUAUGUGCCCUACACUGGAGAAAAGAAAGGAAAAGUAUUCAUCCCUAAACAGAAACCUGUACAGACUUUCACAGAAGAAAAAGUAUCUCUUGAUCCAGAAUUAGAAGAAGCUUUGACAAGUGCUUCUGAUACAGAAUUGUGUGACCUUGCAGCUAUUCUUGGGAUGCACAACUUAAUAACAAAUUCACAGUUCUGUAGUAUAGUGGGAAAUAGUAGUAAUGGUGUGGACCAAGAACAUUUUUCAAAUGUGGUUAAAGGUGAAAAGAUUCUCCCUGUAUUUGAUGAGCCACCAAAUCCAACCAAUGUCGAAGAGAGUUUAAAGAGAAUUAAAGAAAAUGAUGUUCGUCUUGUUGAAGUUAAUUUGAAUAAUAUAAAGAAUAUACCAAUUCCAACACUAAAAGAUUUUGCAAAGGCUUUGGAAACCAACACACACGUGAAACAUUUCAGUCUUGUGGCUACCCGGAGCAAUGACCCCGUUGCUGUUGCUUUUGCAGAUAUGUUGAAAGUGAACAAAAACUUGAAGAGCUUAAAUAUGGAGUCCAACUUUAUUACUGGAGUUGGGGUUCUUGCACUCAUUGAUGCUUUAAGAGAUAAUGAAACCCUGGCAGAGCUCAAGAUUGACAAUCAGAGGCAGCAGUUGGGGACAGCUGUAGAAUUGGAAAUGGCCAAGAUGCUUGAGGAAAAUACAAAUAUCCUUAAGUUUGGAUAUCAGUUUACACAACAGGGACCUCGAACCAGAGCAGCUAAUGCUAUAACCAAAAAUAAUGACUUAGUUCGCAAGAGACGAGUUGAAGGAGACUACCAGUAAGCCUGCCAAAGGAUAAUCUUCAGAAGACUUUGAAAGGUUACCAAGGGCUCAUGUUGGUGAUGCCAGAUAAAAAAAUUUUCCUGGGUAAAAGGGAAAAGACUGGAAAUGUUCUUUAACUGCAUGUUUCUUUUUUCUAGUUUAAGUCGUUAAGCAGUUUCAAAUUAUAAAAUGACUUUAGGUGAUGUUUUGUAUUUUAAAGCAUUAUUUCUUUACUUUGCUACAAUCAUUUUUAACUUAGCUUAAUUAAAUGGUUCAUGGUGAGCCUGAGGUUAAAAUUUACAGUUGUAUACAAGUUUCAGAAAUCAUUUAUGUAGAGUAACUUAAACAUUUUGAGGACCAAUCUUUUUAAAUUAAAUAGGAACAGUGCUGACUACAGAAUUACUGUUGCUCCCCUAAGCUGAAGACACUUCAAAGCUUUCCUUAUCUUACGACAAGGAAGCUUUUCCAUGUUUUAGAAUACAUGAACUUAGCAAGAGUGUGCUUUUUCCUUCUAUCCAAAAGCAGAAUAUUAAAACAGAUGACUUAAAAUCUGGCCAUCUGUUUAGAGCAGAUUUCUAACAGAGAAAUGGUUUUGUGCAUUCCAGGUCACUGCACUUGGAUGUGUCAGCAAUACCUGACUUCCCAUAAAUAAAGUCACCAGCUUUCUGGGCUCAUACUUUGCUUAAAUAUAUACUUCUGUCUAAGUUUAUUAUAGUUUCCGUUUUAAUAAAGUGGGCAUUAUUAAAUUUUUAUGAACACAUAGUAAAAAGCAUCUGAAAAGGAAAGCUAUUUUCUUUCUUAUAAAAGGCAAUUGUUGGUUAUUUAGGGUAAAAGAGAAAGCAAACUGUUGUUAAUAACAUGGAAUCAAAGAUAAUAAGAAUGUAAAAAUUCAAGUCUGAGGAGUAUAUAAAUGGUCACUCAAAUUGAUGGUUUUUCUGCAAAAACUGGCACACAUAUAAAUUGUUUCAAAGUAUGGGAAUACAGAAUUGUGUUAACAGUUGUAAUCAUCAUUACAAAUUUUCCAACCAAUAACAAAAACUGCUGUUUUUCAUAAGUGUAAUUUUUAUUAUCUAUAUCUUUCCUAUUAUACUUUUUUAGCCCAUAUUAUGUAAAAGUAAUUUCUCGUGACCAAAGCAGUCUUCCUAAUGCUGAAAGUGUUAAAGUGAACAUUUGAACAGUGUUCUGUGCUUGGAAGACCGACGCCAGAUGCGAAAUUGCCAAGGAGGACCUACCCCGUGUUCACGCCCUGCCUCAGGUUAGCUUCUGCACAGGAGAAUUGGCAGAGGCAUUUACGGUUACCGGACACAGGGGCCUCAUCUAAGUGAUUCUGCUCUCAGAAAUUCAGACCUGUCUCUAUCAUUCAUUUAUAGGGAGAGGCCUCUAAAGGGGAAGACUUGUCAGCCUUUUAAAAUUAAAUAAAUUGUCUGCUUUGGCUUGGACUGCACAGUUAAGCUGAUGGCUUAGCAGUUUCUUGUGCACUAUGGCAAUAAGCCUUCUUAGGAGAAAUUUUCCUCUUAAGAACUAAGGUGUGCCUGUUUUUUGAAUCCAUAUUCAGUGUUUAAAAGGGGCCAGGAUUAAUUCUGCACUAUUCCCUUUCAGGUAUAGGCUGCUGGUGGUUUUUUCAAGUUAGAUGUAUGCGCCCCUCCCCUUCUUUUCACAUGCAACUUUGGAUUUGUACUUGACUUGAGGCUGCACAGCCCUGCCAGAGCUGGGGAGUCAACAUGGACCCUUUAUAGAGGCUGCCAUUUAACUUUUAGCACGGCUUCCUUGCUCAUACUAUUCUCUAAAUCAGUAAAAUGAGAAUAUGUUAACCUUUCCUCCCAUGAGUUUAUUUUUUUUUUUAAUUCAGAUAUAGGUAGGACCCUAUAUAUAGGUGGACCCUACCAAGAAUUGUGUAUCAUACUUUCAAGUAAUGUUUUUUUCAGUUACUAUUUAUCAAAGCUGCAUAAGUUCACUGUUUCCUUGUACUAUUCCAGUUCUGAGCAACAGAAUAGUUCAUUAUAUAAUUAGAGAAAAGUUUUCUACAUAAGUAACUUUAAAGAUGAAUAUUCAUCUGAUUGAAUACAGAAAAUCUUUUAAGAAUGUUACUUUACAAGGGAGAAAACUGAUGUUUACUUUGAUCUUUAAAAACUUGGCACCUCAGCUUUUUAAGCUUUCACUAUUUCAAGAUUGCUCCAAAAUUUGAUAAAUUAUAAUUUUGAAGUAGUGAUUUUUAAGCCAAAAUUUUUUUAAGGUUUUAUAGUCUUAGCCAAUUAAACUGGUAAUCAAAUCAAAGGAUUUUUUUUUUGCAUUUUUAGAUUGCUGUUUUUUAACAACUUUUUAACUGCCCAUUUUAUAAAAUUUGUAUUUGUUUGAAGUUAUAAUUUUUCCACUAUGUCUGUUUGAAAUAGCAUGUAUUUAAAAAUAAAUUGCUAAUAUUGACAUUAUUAAAAUGAAUUUUGGUGCUGUAUACUAUAGCAGAAACCUAUUAGAAGUCCAAAGUAUAAAUUUCCUAUGGGUGCCUGUCAUUUAAAAGACCACAUUUGGUGUUAAAUUAGUAGAUUGUUAAAGAUAUCAAGGAGAAUUUUCUCAGUUGUUAAAUUGUUAAUUGUUGCUAUUUAAAUGAAAUAACUCGUUUGCUUGCUUUGUGCAUUAGAUAUACUCUGGAAAAGUUACAUGUAAAUAGAACUUUGUAAAAUGUUUUCCAUUGACAGUAUCUGACAUAUUUUCAUUUAAAGAAGAGGAUUCCUUCAUAUAAUAAAAAUUAUAAAGGAAAAAAUGUUUUGAUAAAAAUGUUAGUGAUAUAUUGUACAUUAUAUUUAACCUUUGCUGCCAUUAAAAUAAGAUGGAAGGACUCAUGGUGUUUCAUAAAAUCGUAUAUUUUUGCUUCUGUAGCCCUAAUAACUGCCUGACAUUUCCUUAUUAAAUCAGUAACUACUCUUACCUUCCAGGAAAGGAUAAUGCUUUUUUUAGCGACCUUUCUCUGGCUGGUUCAUUAUUGUCCAACUUUAUUCUCCUUUAUUACAUUCUCCUUUAUUCUCAUUUAUUCCACAUCACUGGAAAAUAUUUUUUCCAGGCUUAUUGAGAUAUAAUAGACAUAUAGCAUAUUAGUUUUAAGUGGAUAAAGAUUAGAUCUAUGUGUAUACUACAAAAUGAUCACCACCAAUAAGUUUAAUAUCCAUCACCUCUCAUGGUUAAAAAAAGUUCUUCAUUUUUCCUUGUGAUGAGAAUUUACAAGAUUUGUUCUCUUAACAACUUUCAAAUCUAUAAUACAGUUUGUUAACUAUAGUCAUCUUCCUGUGCAUUCAUAGUCUAUACUUAAAACUGGAAUUUUGUAUCUUUUGCCCACAUUCAUCUGUUCUGCCAACUGUCCUCCACCUUAUUCUUCAUUCCCCACCUCUCUUAACCCCCCACCCCUGGCAGCCAGCAGUCUCUUCUCUGGCUCUUUUGAGUUCAGUUUUCCUAGAUUCUCAUAUAAAUGAGAUGAAAGAAUAUUUGUCUUUCUUGUCUAUUUCAUUUGGUGUAAUGACCUCAAGGCCAUUUCAUUUUUGAAUAGUGUUGACUAAAGACAAAGCACCCACAAAGUAACUCCUCUAUUGUUGCUCUUGGGUCUAAACAUCUGUAGAACUGUCUUUUCUCCAUCAGUGAUCACUGAUCACUAAUGUUUCUAGAUAUUUCUCAUUAUAAGGCUAUCUUACCAAGUAAACUUCACUAUAUUUAAAUUGAGAAAAUUGUAUUCAAAAACUAAAGAUUUUUAAUUAUGUCAUACUUUAAUUUGGUCAUUCUUAUGUCAUAUGGACUUUUAUGGAUUAUGAUUCAACUCUAUAAAUUCUUUUAUUACAUUUUAGUAAUGUUUAACUUGUAACCCUAACUCUUUGAGGAGCCAGUUUUAGGGGCUGCCUAGGGAAAAACGACAUUACUUAGUAAACUGCUUAUAAGGCAUUAUUGAGUAUUUUAGAAGCCUUUAUUGACAUAUAAAAUUUUUUACUUAAGACACCUAUACUAGUGGCUACAUAAAAAUAGAUUAUAGCACUAUGAGAUAACCACUAGCCAUGUUUUAUUAACACAGUUGUACAAAGAUCAUAUAUUUUUAAGAUAAUCAGACACUUUGAGUCUACCUAUGUAUCUGAGGUUUCACUUCCUUUUCUGCCAGUAUGUUUUAUUUGCAGUAGAGCAGUUAAUUGACCUAAACUCUGCAAAUAUUUUGUCCAUAUUUAUAUGUUGUAUGUCAGGUUUAAUAAGGACAAAUUCUGGGUUUUUCUUGAUGUGUAUGUAUAGGAAUUUAUGCUAGUUUAAAUUUCAUUUCCAUCGAAAAAGAAAUAUAGUUUUGGUAAGUUUCAAUUUUUUUUAUUUGCUUGAGAAUCAGAAAAAAGUAAUUGCAUGUCUGCAUGUACAUAUAAAAACUUUUGUAAUUUGAAACACAUUAUUUUCAGUCCUUUAUAUUUGGCCUCAGUAUGUGUAAAACCUUUAUAAUAGUGCAUCAUUUUUUGUCAUGUAAAACCAGGAACUUAAAUACAUUUUAAUGCUAAAUAUUCAAAAUACUGUUCAUAUUUUUUUCAAUUUUUA
Molecule: messenger RNA, 5773 nt
Organism: Condylura cristata (star-nosed mole)
Lineage: Eukaryota; Metazoa; Chordata; Mammalia; Eulipotyphla; Talpidae
Gene: TMOD3
Product: tropomodulin 3 (ubiquitous)
Exons: 10
Coding region: 188-1249 (353 amino acids)
Biological process (GO): myofibril assembly; pointed-end actin filament capping; muscle contraction
Cellular component (GO): striated muscle thin filament; myofibril
Molecular function (GO): tropomyosin binding
Source: RefSeq, a predicted model, not a curated record